This is a messenger RNA of Ooceraea biroi (clonal raider ant), 3193 nucleotides long. RefSeq names its product E3 ubiquitin-protein ligase ari-2 (gene ari-2). Gene Ontology annotation, biological process: protein ubiquitination. The record is from RefSeq and is a predicted model, not a curated record. Gene Ontology annotation, molecular function: ubiquitin-protein transferase activity; zinc ion binding. NCBI's taxonomy places the organism in Eukaryota, Metazoa, Arthropoda, Insecta, Hymenoptera, Formicidae.
GAGAGGGGGGGGGGAAGAGAGCCGUGGAUACACCGUCGCAUGCUCGCGCGGCCGCACUUUGCCAGGACAAUAUUAAUUUGACCGCUCGUGUACGAUCUCCCACUCGGGCUUACGGUCUUGUUUUCAUCUACUUAUCGUCCGAACAGUCGAAUGCAUAAGUGCGGUUUUCUUGAUACAGGAGACACGGGAGAACGACAGGCGACUAAAGUUUCCCCGAGACUUUGACGGACGCGUAGCGCAGCGACGUUCGAUUUUACAUUGAACGCUUGAAGAUCGAAAGCUCUUCAAAGGUGGGCUCACGUCAGGAUACCUUCCACGCAGAUGUCGAGCGAGAAUGACAGUGAGAUGGAUUGUUCGGACUCCGACUGUGGAGAUCCGGGCUACGAAGACUACUACAACGUUCAACCGUGGGAUGGCGAAGUGGACAACGACGGGGAUCCCGAGCAAAAUAGGAGGGACCCGGAGUACGCGGUGUACGACUGCCUGAAGGUCGAAGAGGUGGAACGACUGCUGAACGAGAGUGUAGAGAUGCUAAGCACUAGCCUUCACAUAACGCCAUCCCUAGCCAAAGUGUUGUUACACGCACACAACUGGUCGUUGCAGGACAUCGUGACAAAGUACCACACCAAUGCUUCCAGUUUAUUAAUUAAUUCCAAGAUUAAACCCACCCCUCCCGAACAAGUGUCCGGAUUGAGAGACCAGAAGGGUGGUAUGUGCUCAGUAUGCGUUGUAGUUUUACCCGCAGACAAGUUCUCCACGCUCACGUGUGGACACUCGUUUUGCAAAGACUGUUGGUGUAUGCAUUUCGAAGUACAAAUAACUCAAGGUAUAUCUACCGGCAUAAGUUGCAUGGCGCAAAAUUGCAUCGUACUAGCUCCGGAGGACUUUGUCCUUUCCUUACUCACUAAGCCUAACAUGCGAGAGAGGUAUCAACAAUUUGCCUUCUGCGAUUACGUCAAGUCUCAUCCGCAAUUGCGAUUCUGCCCUGGUCCAAAUUGCCAAAUAGUUUUGCGCUCGAAGGAGCAGCGAGCAAAGAGGGUCAUGUGUUCAUCGUGCAAAACUGUAUUCUGCUUCCGAUGUAGCAUGGAUUAUCACGCACCCACCGAUUGCGGUACUAUCAAGAAGUGGCUGACGAAGUGCGCGGAUGAUUCCGAGACGGCCAAUUACAUUAGCGCUCACACCAAAGAUUGUCCGAAAUGCCACAUCUGCAUAGAGAAAAACGGCGGUUGCAAUCACAUGCAGUGUUACAACUGUAAACACGACUUUUGCUGGAUGUGCCUUGGCGAUUGGAAAGCGCACGGUAGCGAGUACUACGAGUGCUCGCGUUACAAGGAGAAUCCAAACAUCGCGCACGAGAGCGUUCAUGCACAAGCGAGGGAAGCCCUCAAAAAGUAUCUCCAUUAUUACGAGAGAUGGGAAAAUCAUAGCAAGUCGCUAAAGCUGGAGGAACAAACGACGGAGCAUAUCAAGAUGAGAAUCAACCAGAAGGUGAUGAACGCGAGCGGUACGUGGAUAGAUUGGCAGCAUCUGUUCGAGGCUGCGUCGCUCUUGGCACGUUGCCGUUACACCUUACAGUACACGUAUCCGUAUGCCUAUUACAUGGAAUCGGGUCCGCGCAAAGAAUUGUUUGAGUAUCAGCAAGCUCAAUUAGAAGCUGAAAUAGAGAAUUUGUCGUGGAAGAUUGAACGAGCCGAAACAACGGAUCGUGGAGACUUGGAGAAUCAAAUGGAUAUCGCAGAGAAGCGUCGCGUUACUUUGCUAAAGGAUUUCCUGGAGGUGUAAUUAGCUGAGCUCCAACUUUCUCCUUGGGCUACAUUAAGCUCGCGCUAUACUGUACGGUAUUAAAAUGAAAAUUAUAUUUCUGUUUUGUAGUAAGCCGAUCCUACGAGGAUGUGAUUUUGAGUAUUAUAUGAAAGAUAACUUAGCGAUGCCAUAAGCGCCGAAUCUGAUUAGAAUUAUGGGAACCGCAAGGGUUGUUAUUAUUGAUUCCACGUUGAAAACAAUCUUCAAGUUUCAUCAGAUGUCAUUUUUCAUUUGUCAGUGAAUUGAAAAGCUGGAAAUUGUUUUCGAUUUGGAAUCAAUGCUAAUUCGUAAUAAUUCAUCUUGUGCGGUAACAAAUUGUAAACGUUUUGCGUGCGUGUACGUGCGUGUCUGUGUGUGCGUGCGUGUGUGUUUGACUUACCUAAAUUGCAAAAAUCUGAGGAUUUCACGUAGCAAAAUUCGCAGGAAAGUAUUAAUUGUAUUGACUGACUGAAAAAAUUUCAUGUAAAACUCGUGUUUCUUUCCUAGUCUAAGAGUAUUUUCCAAAGUGCGCUACAGCGAAAAACGGUCUCUUCAUUUCUCAUUCUGUAUCUACUGUAUUUAGUACAAAUAUAUAUAUAUAUAUAUAUAUAUAUAUAUAUUUGUACUAAAGUUAUAACUGUGCAGUUCGAUAGAGAGCACCAUGCAGCUAUAAGAAAUAAUAUCGUUCAAACGGGGGACUGUAUCCUCACGGUUCGCGAUUCUUCCUCCGAACUUUAUUCAAAGUAUUGUUAAUGUUUAGGAUACGCUCACGUCCAGUGACCGCGAAUAAAAAGGAAAGCCGGUAGCCUAAUUUAAGUACAUUGGUGCCAAGAGGUAAAAUGGUAUCACUCUGCCGUGUACAUACCAACACGAAACACUCUCUCUCUCUCUCCUCUUCUUUCUUUCUCUCUCUUUCUCUCUCUUCAAGUGUACACGAAGAGAAGGAAGAAAAAUUACGAUGCCGUUUUCUAUGAAACUAGAUUUUAAGGAGUACACGUGCAACGAUCAAAGACGUUCGUGACGCAUCUAGCAGUAACUAAACUUUCAUUUCUUAAAGCUGUUUGGAGAAGAAAAGGACGAAAGAUGACGAUUGCGUUACUAUUGACGAGACAAACGCGAGCUGAAAGAUGCUUAUCGAGAGGGCAAUGUUCAAUCGAAAAUUCUGUGAGAAUGCAAAGUAAUAAGCACGAUGUGCCGAUAAAGGAAAUAAAAGAAGCCACUUGACACACACACACUAUGCUUUGCAAAUUAAGAUCGCGAGAUCUAUCGAGAGACAAUUAAACGUAAUGCGAAAGAGAUCUUUCUGGUUUGUCCUUCUCUGUACAAAUGUGCAAUGAGAAGUAAAUAUUGUAUAAGGAUAUAUUAAACUAUUUGUAAAUUAAUACUAAUAAUAACGACUAUAUAAUUGAAA